GUAUAUCAUUGUAUUUUCUUUCUACAGUCUCAUGUUCAAGAGCUCUGUGUGGCUGACAACUAAAAGCGAGACGAACAAUAUGAAUAAAAAAUGAAACAAUGGAGAUUUCAUCAUCGAAGAACUGUGAUAUAACUAGGGGGCAUGAACAUUACCUCUGUCAUAUAUUGUUAUUGGGACAAGCGUCGCCCAUCGCAUUGAAGGCCAUAAUAGAACGAGAAAAGAAAAACUGUGGUAAAGAUAUUGGUAUUUUGUUAAAUGAGUAUAGCGGUGCGUUUAAAAUCGGGUACGAAACAGAGUAUCUUCAACUAUUGCAAGGAGAUCAUGUCAAUGAUGACAUUGAUACGUGGGACACUCUUCAAUUAUGUGCUGUGACAUUAGUUUUGUUUAAAUCAGAUCUAGAGGGUCCAGAAAUAAAAGCCAUUCAACAUAUAUAUGAUCAGAGAAAAGAUAUUGAAAAAUACGCCAAAUGUGCCUCCUUAUCAUUUAAGACCUACAAGGAGAAACAAGAUUUAGUGCACGAGCAGUUACUCGAGUUGAUAAAGCGUAUAGACCAAAGUGCUAAUUAUAAUUGUAAACGUAUGAUGUAUUCAUUUGAGCCUGAAUCGAUAAAUUUAAGCGAAAGUCAGGUAUGCAAACUAACCGGGACAAAAGAUGUCAAAACUCAUCUUCAAGUUGCAAUUGAAGUAAAUUUCGAAACACAGAGUACACUUACUGGUGAAGAUAACACUCAAGUGCUCCACACAAAUGACCAAAUCUUCAUUGAAGAACUUCAGAACAAGAUUGUCUAUAUCAAUGAUUCAGUCGUUUUAAGAUGUAAACUUAACACUCCAGUGGGUGAUAAUGUUGAGUGGAGAAAAGAUUGUAAGCUGAUCAAAAUUACAGACAAUAUGGUAUUCAUGAGCAACCAUUGCACCCACUGGUUAUCGAUAACACAAGCAUCAGUGGAAGACACGGGAAAAUAUUCGUGUGUAUGUGGCCAUAUUUCAACAUCUGCUGAUCUAACUGUUAUAGAUGAAGCAUUGAGUGUUGUCAUUGAUUUGCCAAUCAAGUCAGAAGUUAUUGAGAAUGGAAACAUUGAUAUAGAGUGUAAAGUGAACCUGCUAACAUUAAGUAAACCGGUUUGGCGAUACAAAGGGAAAAUUUUAGAAUCUUCUGAUAGAUACGUUAUACUAGCAAAGGGAACUACACACAAAUUGACGGUCAUGAAUGUAACAUUUCAAGAAGAGGGUGAAUAUACAGUUGACUUUGGAAAGGUCUCAUCUAAAACAACUUUGAUAGUACAAGGUGAUAAAGAAGUUCUACACAGGAAUCAACUUAUAGAGAAGCUAUAUAGAAAUUGGGUAAGAGGGGCUCUGGCAUUAAAAUACCUGAAAGUAGGUUUAGAAGCAUUUUCUGACAAGGCCGUAAAGAGUCAACAUGAUGAUAUAGUGUCAGCAUUUAAAGGCGCAUGCAAUUCUUGCACAGAGAAAAGUCUUAUUCCACAUAAACAAGAUCAAUGUCCACGCCAAAAGAAGCAUCUAUGUCUUUGUUCCAUUAAUACAAAAAAUAAAAAACAUAAAUCGACGAAAAUGUGUCCAAAUGGAGGAUAUUGUGGCAAAUUCUAUGAUCGAAUAGUUUGUGAUCAUCGAUUUCAUGAUCCAUUAUUAGCGAACACCGAUAUCCAGAAAUGGAGCAGUGAUCCUUGGAGUGUUGCUACAUGCUUUAUAAAUACGUCUGGCUACAAAGACAAACAAUCGGCUAAAGACGUUGACUGCUCAGGCCUACUAAGUUUGUGUAUAAACAACAUUUACAUAGACAUGUUGCUUGGAGAAGUUAUCAUAGAUCCAUUUGCACAGGCACGGGAAGCGCGAAAUGAUAUUCUUCACAGUCCAAACUAUGAAUUGUUUGAAAAUCAACUUAACAAGUAUAUAAAAACAUUUAAGGAAGUAUUAGAAAUCAAGGACAAAUAUGGCAAUACACCGCUGAAAAGGGAGUCAGGCGUAGAAGAGGCAUUACAUUUAUUAGAUAUGGUGCAGCAAAAUCAGAUUGAGAUAAACCUUGAACACGAGGUAAGACAGCUGAGAGAACAUGGGAUGCUUACAUUAGAAAAGAAUUACCAAACGGCAAAAGAACAGCAUGAAUUGAAACUUCAACUGAUAGAACAACAGAUUAAAGAUAAAGAAAAUGAGCUUCGGCUGAUGAAAAAUCUUAGGUCUGCAGGAACACAAAAGGAUCUAGAAGAACACUUCUUGCUUGAUCUACAGAUAAAAGUGAUUGCUAAGAAUGUUGAAAAAAGUACUGACGGGAAUCAGAAAGUUUAUGAAGUAAUGAGAGAUUAUAUCAAAAAUAAAUAUGAUAAGACUGGAUCUCCUUUGGAUGUAAGAUCAACUGAUACACCAGUCUAUCACCUCCUUGAUUACAUCAAGACCAUAGAAAAAUGCAAUAUCGUUAAUAUUUCUCUCACUGAACAAUCUUCAACCGACAUACAAAUCAACUGUCUCAGUUCUGUGGCCAUGGAAGAUUUUCUUAAGAGUAUCAACUGUAACGAGUUUGAACAAGAACUGUUUAAGCUUAGACGAUGGUUAUAUGUGCAAUAUGACAUUGAAUCCCAUGUCAUAAUAGCUAAUUGCUCGUCAAAAGGCAUAGAAAAAGCAAACAAACGCCUGCACUUUACUGGUGUAACCAGAAAUAUGACUUGUGCAAAUCAUCAAAAUACACAAUGUACUCUCUAUUGUCCUGACCAUGACAUGUUUUUCUGCACAGCCUGCAAGGAAUCAAAACAUAGCACCUGUCAUGGCAUAAAACAACUUAUGUCUGAAAAGUCUUGUGUUGAACAGAAACGUCAACUAAACCUCAAAAGUACACAAGGAUCAUAUAAUGUUAGCAUAAAUAAUACAUUGAUAAAUAGAGACAGCAAUGAUAAAUCAAAGUGUCAUAUCUUUAGUAUGUGUAUGCUUCCUAAUGGCGAAGUUCUCCUUGCUGAUAGCGGGAAUAAAAGACUGAAGAAAUUGAACAGUUCGUACAAGGUAAUCAGUUACUGUGAUGUAACUGCAAUUCCCCUUUCUGUAUGUUAUAUAGGCAACGAUACAGCUGUUGCUAGUUUAGGAGAUGCCAUACAGUACGUGAAUGUGUCUGGUAAUAUAACCCGUAGACAAUUAGUGGAGCUAAAUCAUAAUUGUUACGGUCUAGCUUGUCUAGGUGACAUACUCUAUGUUCAUAGUGAUAACAAAAUUUACAAAUUUGACAAAGAUAAAUGUGAACAAAAAUACGUUCUCUAUCAAUUAAGUAAAAAUCUGCACACUGUCCCAUACAUGUUUGCAAUUGCUAUAAGCGACAAUGGGGAACGAGUCUACUUCGGGACUAAUACAGGUCUAACUACAAUAGAUGCAGAAGGAAAUCAUAUAUUCAGUUCAUACAUUGGUGAUAAAUAUGAUGCUUGUAUUGCAGGAGAAGGUAUUGUUCUUGUAUUUAAUACACUCGUAUAUAGCAGUCUUCUUCAGCUAGAUUAUAAUGGAAAAAAACAUCGGACUGUAGAACUGAAUUCCAAACCAUUUGAUACCACUUCGAUGUAUUCUAUGUGUUUUGACAGAGAAAGAUGUAGACUUAUUGUUGGUAGUAGGUAUGACAUGAUAUAUGUUUACAAUUGUGAGAUUUUGCCAAGUUAGUUGAUAAAAUUGUUUUGGUAAACCAUGAACCAAAUGAAAAAUCCCUGCUAAACUAAUUUUAAUAACCAAAUCAAUCCAAUUAAUAAUUUUGUAAGUUGGCUGAUUUCUUCCUCUUAUUGAUCUUGAAUGUACAUGUAUUUGUAAUUACAUGCAUAUAUUACAUACAUAUUUCAUAAUAAAGGUUGAAUAGUUACAA
This is a messenger RNA of Ruditapes philippinarum (Manila clam), 3840 nucleotides long. RefSeq lists its product as uncharacterized. The record is from RefSeq and is a predicted model, not a curated record. The transcript has 12 exons. Gene Ontology annotation, molecular function: zinc ion binding. NCBI's taxonomy places the organism in Eukaryota, Metazoa, Mollusca, Bivalvia, Venerida, Veneridae. Bases 99 to 3644 code for a protein of 1181 amino acids.